Molecule: messenger RNA, 745 nt
Organism: Triticum dicoccoides
Lineage: Eukaryota; Viridiplantae; Streptophyta; Magnoliopsida; Poales; Poaceae
Exons: 1
Coding region: 1-642 (213 amino acids)
Molecular function (GO): structural molecule activity
Source: RefSeq, a predicted model, not a curated record
AUGAGUCACAGCUCGUCGGAGGCCCGCAGCCACGGCGCCGAGGAUGCCGAGCCCGGGCAGAGCCGCGUCACCCGCGCGAAGCGGCCUUGUCCUGACGCCAGCGACGCCGUGGCUCUCCCUGUUGCCGUCCCGGUCGCUCGUGUCAUCCGCGCGGCGGCCACCGCCUCCCGCUGCAUGCCUGCACGCAACGGGGGCUACAGCCCCACUGUGGCCGUGGGCAUGGCCGGCGCACACAGCUGGGCGCCCUACUCGGCCAUCGUCCCCGCCCUCCGCUCCCUCCUCCUGAUGAACCUAAAACAGGAUACCUCUCUCAGGGCCGCGAGGGAGGCCAUCACGGGGCUCUACAACCACGCCACGCCGUUCGGCCCCUCGCGCCGGUUCCCCGCCGGCGAGGUGUACGUGUGUCUUGACCGAGUGCCGCUCGCCCAGACGAUGCAGGGGAUUUUGCAGCCCCUAGUAAAGGCGGAGACGGCCGGGCUGUUCGGCUCACGACUCGCCGGCGCCUGCUCCAACUACAUCAGUGGGAUCUCCUCCGCCCUCCAAGAGCUCACGCGUGUUGACGACCGCCCCGGCAUCUCCCCAACUCUGUAUGACCGCGCGAUCUUCGAGUCCGUGUUCCUCCUGACGUGGACGGAGCCAUGAGAGCUUGCCUCAAACUUCGUACAGUUUAAUGAGUGAUUGAAAUACAAACUGGGUGUGUUUGGUUUGAGGUUCAACUUGCCUGACCAAAACUUUGGUAUGUAAC